Molecule: messenger RNA, 2145 nt
Organism: Vicugna pacos (alpaca)
Lineage: Eukaryota; Metazoa; Chordata; Mammalia; Artiodactyla; Camelidae
Source: RefSeq, a predicted model, not a curated record
GCUAGCUCUGAAGCACUGGCCAGCAGUCCCAAUGGCAGCAGCGAGGCUCCCAAAAGCAACAGCAGUGGUGGCUCCCAGGGCACCCUGGCCUGCAGUGCCAGUGACCAGAUGCGACGAUACCGUACUGCCUUCACCCGGGAGCAGAUUGCACGGCUGGAGAAGGAAUUCUACAGGGAGAACUACGUAUCCAGGCCCCGGAGAUGCGAGCUGGCAGCUGCCCUAAACCUGCCAGAGACCACCAUCAAGGUGUGGUUCCAGAACCGGCGCAUGAAGGACAAGCGGCAGCGGCUGGCCAUGACGUGGCCGCACCCGGCCGACCCCGCCUUCUACACGUACAUGAUGAGUCACGCGGCGGCCGCGGGCGGCCUGCCCUACCCCUUCCCGUCGCACCUGCCCCUGCCCUACUACUCGCCGGUGGGCCUGGGCGCCGCGUCCGCCGCGUCCGCCGCCGCCUCGCCCUUCAGCGGCCCGCUGCGUCCGCUCGACACCUUCCGCGUGCUCUCGCAGCCCUACCCGCGGCCCGAACUGCUGUGCGCCUUCCGCCACCCGCCGCUCUACCCGGGCCCGGCGCACGGACUGGGCACCGCGGCCGGCGGCCCCUGCUCCUGCCUCGCCUGCCACGGCGGCCCGGCCAACGGGCUGGCGCCCCGCGCCGCCGCUGCCGCCGCCUCGGACUUCACCUGUGCCUCCACCUCCCGUUCGGACUCCUUCCUUACCUUCGCGCCCUCGGUGCUCAGCAAGGCCUCCUCCGUGGCGCUGGACCAGAGGGAGGAGGUGCCCCUCACCAGAUAAGGGGCCGCCCGCGGGCAGCCGGCUCCAGGACGCCCGUGGGGACCCCCCUGGAACUCAGCCAGCGCCCCUCCCGGCCCCCAGGGCACCGAGGGGAAAGAAGAGGGCCACCGAGGACCAGCGGGAUUUGGCCUCGAGCACCGGGACGCCCGGGAAGUGGCCGUGGCUGGCACGUUUGGGGAGCAGGAUCGGGGAUGGGAAGGUAGAGGCUGAGAGACCUUCCUCUGGGGCGGCCCUCUUUGCCAUUCUUCACCAGACCCACUGCCCUUGACCCGGAUUGAGGCCAUGGCUCCAGAGCUAAACAAACUUAGCAGCAACAACAACAACCAAUAUUCAGCCCCUCACCCCCAUCCCUCCCCACCCCUACCCCAACCCCAACCCCUUUCUCAUCCGGGACCCCUCCCCCUGCCAAGGCCAAGUCCAAGCACUGGAAAGGGAAAUCGCUGUCUCUCCGAACAAAAAGCUGUGUAUGCAGAGCAGGUAGAGAUUAAUCUUAGCUAGCAUUUUCAAGGCAUGGCAAGGGGCUUGUGGAUGGCAAAGCACCAGCCAUCUAGGAAAGAGAGGGAGAUGAUUUACUGCUGUGGAUAAUGCUGGCCCCUCCAAGGAAGCAGGGGGCUUUCUUGCCCUCUUGGAGCCUCAGUUACAUAUUUUUUGAUUCUGGUAUCUACCAUCACCAGAUCUCUUUCAUCUUUCCUAACUUCUUGAUAUCUCUCAACUUGUAACUCCAGCUCCACCCCCAUUCCUCCCCUACUUUCUGUGUCACUGGGCAGGGAGGCUGCAGACACCUCAGAGCCCCUUGGCGGCUUCCACCAAGCCUCUUUUCUCUGGGUCCAGCACACACCCUGAUUAGCAAGUGAUGUGUGUGAGGAGGGAUUUUGAAUGUUGAAUAUAUAAUAAUGAUCACCAUGCUGCCAGCCACAGAGCCCAGAGCUGGGCUGUUAACAAGGCGCCCAGGGAAGAGCUUAGGGAGCAGGGAACUCAUCUCCCUCCCUCAGUAUCUGGUGGCAAAUUAGAGGCUAUUUCCAGCCUUUGCCUGUUUACCUUCUCUUCACCAGCAGCUUUCUGCCCUUCCCUUUGCAUUUGGCAUUUUACAUCCUUCUUCCUCUCAUUUUCCUCCCCAGUUGCCAAUGGGGCUUGACUUUCAGAUACUAGCAGGAGCCUUCUGCCUCUUCUAGGGAAUUUGUCUCUCCCCUCUGCCGGUGUUUAUUUGGGAGCCACUCCAAUACUCUCAUUUCCACACUCAUUCUUGCAGCCAAUUUUUGAGGGAUGGGAGAAUUUGUACCCCCAAGGCAAGCUUCACCCUGAGUGGGAGGGAAUGGUUCUUCCUGUAGGGAAUGAAUUUGAUUUGGUUUUCCU